Molecule: messenger RNA, 3244 nt
Organism: Punctularia strigosozonata HHB-11173 SS5
Lineage: Eukaryota; Fungi; Basidiomycota; Agaricomycetes; Corticiales; Punctulariaceae
Exons: 13
Coding region: 1790-3244 (484 amino acids)
Biological process (GO): transmembrane transport; amino acid transport
Cellular component (GO): membrane
Molecular function (GO): transmembrane transporter activity
Source: RefSeq, a predicted model, not a curated record
AAGCAAGCGACGCAAGGUUCAGCAAAAUGACGCGGACUACUCCAGCGUAGGCGGAUUCCUGAUUGACGACGCGCCAGGUGGCUUUGUGGUUGAAGACAACGCGGCAGGUGGGGGUUUCCUCGUCGACGACACGACCGGCGGCGGAUUCUUGCUCGACGAAUCCAACUCGCCUCCGCACUCAUCCUCGCCCAUACCGACGAAUACGAAGCCGACGCAGAUCCCUCUUCGACUCGUCCCCUCCGCGCUCGAGCUGCUGUCUCUACCCCCGGACGACCCGCAGGUGUUAUCCGUGUUCCGGAACGCCGCGUCCGGCUGGGAGGACGCAGGUGGUGCUAGAAGGGCCGAAGACGACGACGAAGACGAUGCGAGGGUGGUGAGCUUGAAAGACUGGCGCGCGGUGUGUGCGGUCCUGCUGGAGGGCGAGGCCGGAAGCGAUGAGGACGAGGUGGAUAUGGAUACGGCGGUCGCUGUGGGGGCGAAGUCUGAACGGGACGAUGGUGCGGGACCCGCGACGCGGACGCGGCGCAAGACGGGGGCCUCGGCGCCGAAGAACGCGCACUCGUACGAAGAGGAGGAUUCCCCGCCUUCCGACGGCGAAUAUCGUGAAGGCUCCGAAUCGCCGCUUACGGAGGAAGAAGACGAGGAGUACACGUCCGCCACCGCUCGCCGGAGGUCGGUCAAGGCGAGUGGUGGUGUGAACAGGCGCACUGCCGGCGACAGCGACGAAGACGAGGACGACGUGCGAACGCUCUCCGCUCGACAGAAGGCGGAGUGCCGCAAAGUCUUCGCGAUGUUCCUCGAUAUAGACGGUGACGGAGGGAAGGAGAAGAAAACGCUGGAGUCGAGGCGGAUCAUGAUCAGGGACGUGGACCGGGUCGCGAAGCUGCUGAAGGAGAAGAUCACCGCGGAUGAGGUGGUUGAGAUGCUCCAUGCAUUCUCAUCUUCAUCUGACCGGUCGAUGUCACUGGGCGACUUUGAGAGGAUGAUGGUAGCCACGAGGCUGGUCUAAGAUGACACUGGCGUGUACUGUACCAUGCGUCCGCGUACGUCAAUUAUACUAUGAAAUAGAGCAUCUCGACGGGUUGUCCAGGGGCACAGAGAAGAUGGCCGCUCACGGCCGCCUUCUUCCAAAAAUACGGGCGGGUCUUUUGCCUCUACAACCGCGCGAUUCACGUCAAAACAACAUCGCUCUCGUUGCGCGACCGCAACGUGCGGAUCUCCCUGACAACCUCAUGGCCCGCAUAUCAUUCGGGCGCAUGCAUGGGGGCAAUCUACGGACUCCCCAAGCUAUGAACGCCGGCCGCAAUCCGAUCCACGAGAUCGUUAUCGGGGGUGGGAGCAGCUAUACUUCCGGAAACGAACGAAGCCCGGUGGCGUUUCUGUGGAAGCAAGCUGAACGAGGCGUCCCAACCAUGGAACGAAGUCUCAUCCGUUCCUUUUCCGCUCGCGCCCGCCCAGGCUUAUCGCCGGCUUCUUCGAACAACUUCGCGUGAAAAACUCAAUCAAGUCGAACCCCACGUUCCGUCGCGAUGGGUACUGAGCGCGAACAUCUUGGAGAGGCCAAGGAAUGGCCAUUCAGAAACCCGCCCGCGAUCUAUCUCGCGCGGACUGAAUGCGGGUCUAGCUUCGAAAUCGUGCAACGUUGGAGUGGCCAUUCAAACCCCACACGUUGCUUCUAGCGGAAGCCCGAAAUAACGAGCUUCGAUUCGUACAAACGACGCCGCCACUGCGCGCUUUCCGGAGGUGUCGACCGAAUAACAGUUGCGAUGGACUAUCUACUCCUAGCAUCAUGAGCCUAGAUAAAGAGAGCGUAGACGCCGUUCUGGAAGUUGCCCAACCCUUUGAUCCUGAUCGCGUUAACUCGAGCGGACACCCAGAUAGGCUUAGAAGGCACUACUACAUCAAGAGUAUAACUGGGACUGCUCUUACGAUCGAUGCUGCGUGGCUUUCGAUGGGAAGUUCCCUUGCCGUCGCGUCAGCCAACGGGGGUCCGCCUGGAAUUUUAUACGAGCUUUUGGCGGCUUGCUUCUAUUAUAUAUUCAUCAAUGCGUCUUUGGCCGAGCUUGCAAGCUCCAUUCCAUCUUCAGGAAGCGUAUACCAUUACGCCUCGGUCACCCCAGGUCCCCGCUAUGGACGGAUAAACGGAUUCUUUGCGGGGAUCAUCAAUCUCUUCGCCUGGCUCUUCGGCAUCGCGUCCUCUGUCAUCAUUAACUCCACCCUCGUGCUCGAGAUAUACCGCCUCCACCACCCCGAGUUCACGAUCGAACCGUGGCACAUCUUUGUCACCUUCCUGAUCUUCAACACCUCGGUGUGCCUCUUCGUGAUAUUCUGCAACCGCAUCUUUCCCGCGUACCAGUCCUUCGGCGGGAUCCUCCUCAUGAUCUUCGGCGUCAUCACCGUCGUCAUCGUGACCGUCAUGGCCCCCAAACACGCCAGCAACUCCUUCGUCUGGACUAGAUGGUCCAACGUCACCGGAUGGCCCGAUGGAGUGGCGUUCAUCGCCGGCAUGCUAAACGGCGCGUUCACGAUCGGAACACCCGACGCCGUCACCCACAUGGCGGAGGAAAUGCCAUCUCCGCGCAAGGACCUCCCCAAGGCCAUCGCGCUGCAGCUCGUUUUCGGGACGAUCAUGGCGUUCGUGUUCGCGGUCGCUAUCAUGUACGGCGUCAACGACUUUGACGCCAUCCUCGACGUGGCGGAUCAAUUCCCGCUCACGCAGUUCUACGCUCAGGCUACCGGGAGCCGUUCGGCGACUACUGGCUUGCUGAUGCUGCUGCUCAUUCCGUCCGUCUUUAUCAUGCCUGCGACAUACGUCCUGGUCGGGAGGACGCUGUGGACGCUAGCUCGCGACAACGUCGUGCCCUACUCUGCAUGGAUGUCGCAGACAUCUACCGAGCUCAGCUGUCCCGUUCAGGCCACAGUCGUGACGUACGUCCUUACCACGGCUCUCGGCGCAGUGAGGCUCGGGAACUCCACUGCGUUCGGUGAUAUAGUCGCAAGCUACGUUAUAUUGACCGCGAUGAGCUAUCUCCUCGCUAUUCUACCCCACCUUCUCACCGGACGCCGCAACGUACCCAUCGGGCCUUUUUGGAUGGGAAGAUGGGGAUACGCGGUGAACGCGCUGGCGGUGAUAUCCAUCAUCGUCACCAACAUAUUCUACUGCUUCCCCUUCUCCCUCCCCGUGACCACAGGGCGAGUCGCGCGUCGAUUUUUUUUGAGUGUGGUGCAUAUCAAAGAUGGCUGA